GGCACAGACAGCAGCCAUGGCGACGCCCCUCUCCCACCCCCAGCGGCGUCCUCCCCUCUUGCGCCAAGCCAUCAAGAUAAGACGUCGAAAGGCCCGAGAUGUGCAGGAUCCCCUGCCCCGGACGGUUCAGGAGGUUGAGCCUCCAUCCCACCACUUCUCCCCUGAGGAGCGGGCCCUGCUCUACGAGGAAGCCCUCUACACGGUCCUGCACCGGCUGGGCCAGCCCGAGCCCAACCACGUGUCCGAGGCCUCUGAGCUACUGCGUUACCUGCAGGAGGCUUUCCACUUGGAGCCGGAAGAGCACGCGCAGAUGCUGCAGCAGGUCCGGCAGCUUGAGAAACCAAUGUUCUUUCUGAAGGCCACGGUGAAGCAGGCCAAGGGUAUUCUGGGCAAGGAUGUCAGUGGGUUCAGUGACCCCUACUGCCUGCUGGGCAUCGAGCAAGGAGUGGGCGUGUCCACGGGCAGCCCUGGGGCCAGGCGGCGGCAGAAGGCCGUUGUCAGGGACAUGCUUCCCGAGGAGCAGACCCACCGCACCCAGGUCAUUCCACAGACGCUCAACCCUGUCUGGGACGAGACCUUUAUCCUAGAAUUUAAGGACAUAGCCAGUGCCAGCUUCCAUCUGGACAUGUGGGACCUGGACACAGUGGAGUCUGUCAGACAGAAGCUAGGGGAGCUGACAGACCUGCAUGGGCUACGCAGGAUCCUUAAGGAAGUGCGGAAGGACAAAGGCCAGGACGACUUUCUGGGCAACUUGGUUCUGAGGCUGCAGGACCUGCGCAGCCGUGAGGACCAAUGGUUCCCUUUGGAGCCCUGCACAGAGACCUACCCAGACCGCGGCCAGUGCCAUCUGCAGUUCCAAUUCAUCCAUAAGCGGAGGGCCACUCGGGCCAGCCGCUCCCAGCCCAGCUACACGGUGCACCUUCACCUUCUGCAGCAGCUGGUAUCCCACGAGGUCACGCGGCACCAGGCAGGGAGCACCUCCUGGGAUGGGUCACUGAGCCCACAGGCUGCCACCAUCCUCUUUCUCCACGCCACCCAGAAAGACCUGUCCGACUUCCACCAGUCUAUGGCGCAGUGGUUGGCCUACAGUCGUCUCUACCAGAGCCUGGAGUUCCCCAGCAGCUGCCUCCUGCACCCCAUAACCAGCAUUGAGUACCAGUGGAUCCAGGGCCGGCUCAAGGAAGAACAGCUGGAGGAGCUGGCCACAUCGUUCAGCUGCCUGCUCACCUACGGCCUCUCACUCAUCCGGAGGUUUCGCUCCGUCUUUCCUCUCUCCGUGGCCGAUUCCCCAGCUCGGCUGCAGUCCCUCCUCAGAGUCCUGGUGCAGAUGUGCAAGAUGAAGGCUUUUGGGGAACUGUGUCCUGACAGCCCCCCACUGCCCCAGCUGGUGACAGAGGCCCUGCGGAGUGGCACAGUGGAGUGGUUCCACCUGAAACAGCAGCACCACCAGCCCAUGGUGCAGGGCCUGCUGGAGGCGGGCAAGGCUCUGCUGAGCCUGGUACAGGACGUCACGGGUGACCUGCACCAGUGCCAGCGCACAUGGAACAAGAUCUUCCACAACGCCCUCAAGAUCGACCUCUUCCCCCUGGCCUUCCUGGAGCUGCAGUGGCUGGUGGCCAAGCGGGUGCAGGAUCACACGGCGACUGUGGGCGAGCUGGUGUCCCCGGAGAUGGGGGAAAGUCUGUUCCAGAUCUAUGUCAGCCUCAAGGAGUUCUGCCGGCUGAGUCCCAGCCCUGCAGAGAGGGACGGGGUCCUAGCCCUGGACGGCUUCCAUCGCUGGUUCCAGCCGGCCAUCCCGUCCUGGCUGCAGAAGACCUACAGCGUGGCCCUGGCGCGCGUGCAGCGAGCAGUGCAGAUGGACGAGUUGGUGCCGCUGGGAGAACUGACCAAGCAUAGCACCUCAGCCGUGGAUCUGUCCACCUGCUUCGCCCAGAUCAGCCAAACAGCCCAGCAGCUGGACUGGCCUGACCCAGAGGAGGCCUUCAUGAUCACCGUCAAGUUCGUAGAGGACACCUGUCGGCUGGCCCUGGUGUACUGCAGCCUCAUCAAGGCCCGGGCCCGGGAGCUUUCUGCAGGCCAGAAGGACCAGGGUCAGGCAGCCAACAUGCUGUGUGUCGUGGUGAAUGACAUGGAGCAGCUGCGACUGGUCAUCGGCAGGCUGCCCACCCAGCUGGCGUGGGAGGCGCUGGAGCGGCGGGUCGGGGCUGUGCUGGAGCAGGGACAGCUGCAACACACGCUGCACGCCCAGCUCCAGGGCGCCCUGGCGGGACUGGGCCAUGAGAUUCGCACUGGUGUCCGCACCCUGGCAGAGCAGCUGGAGGUGGGCAUUGCCAAGCACAUCCAGAAGCUUCUGAGUGUCCGGGAGUCCAUCCUGCCUGAGGACGCCAUUGUACCCCUGAUGAAGUUCCUGGAGGUGGAGCUCUGUUACAUGAACACCAACUUGGUGCAGGAGAACUUCAACAGCCUUCUGGCCCUUCUGUGGACACACACACUCACGGUUUUGGCGGAGGCGGCCGCCACCCAGAGAAACUCCCCACUGGCUUCCAACAGACUGAAGAUUGUUCUCCAGAACCUGGAGGUCUGCUUCCAUGCCGAGGGCUGUGGCCUGCCACCUGAAGCCUUGCACACUGCCACCUUCCAGGCCCUGAGCAGGGACCUGACACUACAGGAGGCCUCCAGCCGGCAGCUUAUCCAGAAGUAUUUCUGCAGCCGCCUGGAGCAGCAGGCAGGAACCCCCUCUGAGGAGCUGGGAGUGGUCACCCUCAAGGCUUCCUACCUCACCUCUGAGCAGAAGCUGCGUGUUGAGCUGCUCAGCGCCUCUGGCCUGCUGCCCCUAGACUCCAACGGCUCCAGCGACCCCUUUGUGCAGCUGACCUUGGAGCCUAGGCACCUGUUCCCCGAGCUGGCCCCGCGGGAGACCCAGAAGCACAAGAAAGAUCUUCACCCGCUGUUUGAUGAGACCUUUGAGUUUCUGGUGCCUGCAGAACCAUGCCAAAAGGAAGGGGCUUGCCUCCUGCUCACCGUGCUGGACCACGACACGCUGGGGGCUGACGACCUGGAAGGCGAGGCUUUCCUACCCCUGCACUCCGUGCCUGGCCUGCCUGGGGACGAGGGGCCUGGCGAGGUGCCCCAGACCCGCCUGCCCCUCACCUACCCUGCACCCAAUGGGGACCCAAUCCUGCAGCUGCUGGAGAACCGCAAAGGGGACCGUGAGGCCCAGGCCUUCGUCAGGCUACGGAGACAGAGGGCCAAGCAGGCCGCACAGCACUUGCCGAGGCCAGGGCGGUAGC
Elephantulus edwardii (Cape elephant shrew) is the source of this 3290-nucleotide messenger RNA. RefSeq names its product unc-13 homolog D (C. elegans) (gene UNC13D). The transcript is spliced from 32 exons. NCBI's taxonomy places the organism in Eukaryota, Metazoa, Chordata, Mammalia, Macroscelidea, Macroscelididae. Bases 17 to 3289 code for a protein of 1090 amino acids. The record is from RefSeq and is a predicted model, not a curated record.